AUGUGUGUGCAUCAAUGCAGCCCCAUCCAGGCGCAACACCUGAACCACACCCACCAGAGCAAACAGGGGGAGAGAGGUCGACAUCAUGGGGCCCACUUUAGGCAGCGGAGGGUGAGAGAUAGUGAAAGUUGUUUCAGAUGCCCAGAUGACCAGUGGCCCGAUGAGAAGAAAGUGAAAUGUGUUUACAAAACAUAUGAUUAUCUGUCCUAUGAACAUGAUGUGAUGGCUUUAGUUUUUUCCCUCAAAUCUCUAACGUUCUUAUCCAUGGCUUUAUUUGUAUUAGGAAACUUUAUAUAUUUUUGGGACACUCCAAUUGUGAAAGCCAAUAACCGGACUGUGAGCUUCAUCCUCCUGACCUCCAUCUUGCUAAGCUUCCUCUGCGUCUUCUUGUUCCUCGGACGUCCUGUGGAUAUAACCUGCAUGCUGAGACAAACCUCAUUUGGAAUUUUCUUCUCCGUCGCCGUCUCUUCUGUUUUGGCCAAGACCACUAUUGUUUGUAUUGCAUUUAAAGCCACCAAACCCGGCAGCUACUGGAAAAAACUGGUCACAGUCAAAGUAUCGAAUUCUUUGGUUGUAAUCUGUUCUUCUGUUCAAGUUCUGAUCUGUGUUAUUUGGCUGUCAGUGUCUCCUCCUUAUCAAGAGUAUGACAUGCACUCUUCUCCCAGGAAGAUCAUCAUUCAGUGUAAUGAAGGGUCAGUUAUUGGGUUCUACUCUGUGUUGGGUUAUUUGGGGCUUCUGGCAGCAGUGAGCUUUGUUCUGGCUUUCAUGGUGAGGACAUUACCGGACAGUUUUAAUGAGGCUAAGUACAUCUUCUUCAGCAUGCUGGUGUUCUGCAAACGACUGAAUGACGGAGCCGAAUGCCGAUCUGAGCAGUCGGCAAUUCACUCUCUGCUGAUCGGCUGCUUUGAGUAUAGGGGUGAACAGCAGAUAACGCGCUGCUGA
Messenger RNA from Nanorana parkeri, 942 nucleotides. Its product is annotated as vomeronasal type-2 receptor 26-like. The transcript is spliced from 3 exons. The coding region runs from base 1 to 942 and encodes 313 amino acids. The record is from RefSeq and is a predicted model, not a curated record. Gene Ontology annotation, biological process: G protein-coupled receptor signaling pathway. Lineage: Eukaryota; Metazoa; Chordata; Amphibia; Anura; Dicroglossidae. Gene Ontology annotation, molecular function: G protein-coupled receptor activity. Gene Ontology annotation, cellular component: membrane.